AUGGGUAACCAGCAGUCUAAUAUGGGAGGCGGCCAAGGAGGAGAUGGUCGUGAUGAUAAGGAUAAGAAGAAGGACAAGCCUAAAUACGAGCCCCCUCCACCUCCAACCACUCGCAUCGGAAAGAAGAAGCGCAAGGCCGCUGGUCCCAGCACUGCCGCUAAGCUCCCCGAUAUCUACCCAACUUCCCGAUGCAAGCUACGAUACCUCCGAAUGCAACGAGUCCACGACCACCUGCUGCUCGAGGAGGAAUACGUUGAGAACAUGGAGCGAUUGCGCAAGGCCAAAGCCCAGGCUACCCAAGGUACUGUCGACCGAGGUGAUCUGGAUGUGAUGGACCGCAACGCCGAUGAGCGGAGUCGAGUCGACGAUAUGCGUGGCAGCCCGAUGGGCGUCGGUAAUCUGGAGGAGUUGAUCGACGAUGACCAUGCUAUCGUUUCCAGUGCAACUGGCCCAGAGUACUACGUCUCGAUCAUGUCUUUUGUAGACAAGGAUCUUCUCGAGCCUGGUGCCAGCAUCCUGCUGCAUCACAAGUCCGUGUCAGUCGUUGGUGUCUUGACAGAAGAGUCUGACCCUCUCGUAUCCGUCAUGAAGCUUGACAAGGCCCCGACAGAGUCAUAUGCCGACAUUGGUGGUCUGGAACAACAAAUCCAAGAAGUACGAGAGUCCGUCGAGCUGCCUUUACUACACCCUGAACUGUACGAGGAGAUGGGAAAGACGCUCCUUGCGAAGGCUGUCGCCAACCAAACAAGCGCUACUUUCCUGCGUAUUGUCGGUAGUGAGCUGAUCCAGAAGUAUCUGGGUGACGGUCCACGUUUGGUUCGCCAGAUUUUCUCAGUGGCUGCCGAGCAUGCUCCUUCGAUUGUGUUUAUUGAUGAGAUUGAUGCCAUCGGUACCAAGCGUUACGACUCUACAUCCGGUGGUGAGCGAGAGAUCCAGCGUACCAUGCUGGAAUUGCUUAACCAACUGGAUGGUUUCGAUGAUCGCGGUGACGUGAAGGUCAUCAUGGCCACUAACAAGAUCGAAACACUGGAUCCGGCUCUCAUCCGACCCGGUCGUAUUGAUCGUAAGAUCUUGUUCGAGAACCCUGACCAAACCACGAAGAAGAAGAUUUUCACUUUGCACACCUCGAAGAUGUCCCUGGGUGAUGACGUUGACCUGGAUGAGUUCAUCAACCAGAAGGAUGACCUGUCUGGUGCUGAUAUUCGUGCCAUCUGUACCGAGGCUGGUCUGAUGGCCCUGAGAGAGCGUCGCAUGAGAGUGCAGAUGGAUGACUUCCGUUCCGCUCGGGAACGCAUUAUGAAGACCAAGCAGGAUGGUGGCCCUGUGGAGGGACUGUACUUGUAA
This is a messenger RNA of Penicillium manginii, 1344 nucleotides long. RefSeq names its product proteasome regulatory particle base subunit RPT2. NCBI's taxonomy places the organism in Eukaryota, Fungi, Ascomycota, Eurotiomycetes, Eurotiales, Aspergillaceae. Gene Ontology annotation, cellular component: proteasome regulatory particle, base subcomplex. The transcript is spliced from 5 exons. Bases 1 to 1344 code for a protein of 447 amino acids. Gene Ontology annotation, biological process: proteasome-mediated ubiquitin-dependent protein catabolic process. Gene Ontology annotation, molecular function: ATP hydrolysis activity; ATP binding; proteasome-activating activity. The record is from RefSeq and is a predicted model, not a curated record.